Molecule: messenger RNA, 5220 nt
Organism: Closterium sp. Naga37s-1
Lineage: Eukaryota; Viridiplantae; Streptophyta; Zygnematophyceae; Desmidiales; Closteriaceae
Source: the annotation of a GenBank genome assembly
AUGGCUCCAUCAGCUGCAUCAUUCCCGUCAGCAGCAGCCGUGGAGCAGCAUCAUGAGAACUUUCGCCGAUGCGUGGACGAUUGGGAUUCUCGCGUGUCGGAAUUAGCUUACCAGUUUCAGGCUCGGAGCCAGUCAGCUUGUGAAUUGGACAGCUGGCACGACGUGAUUGGCGUAUCUGCAGAGCCAUGGGGCGGAGGGAAUCCUGCUGCUGCAUCCACUGCGGCUUCUGUAGUGGACUCGGCAGCAGCAGCACCCGCAGCAGAAGCAGCAGCAGAAGCAGCAGCAGGAGCAGAGGGGUCGACACGAGUCUUGCAUCGGUUGCUGCCUCGCCUGCUGCUCUUUGGCAAGUCCCAAGCCAUCAUCCCCGCCAGUGCUACCUCCUCCUCCUCUGCCUUCUCUUCCUCCAAUGCGGGUGAAGCUGGUGAUAGUGACGGGGGGAAUAGGGAGAACAGGGGAGAGUGGGAGGAUAGGGGGGAGCCAGAGGGAGGGGAUGGAGACAGUGGAUCGGAGGAGAGUCAAGAGAGAGGUGGGGACGAAGGGAGAUCAAGUCGAGGGGUAGGGGGAGAGGAGGAGGAUAGUGGAAUGGGAGGACUAGCUGAGACGAGAGGUGAGGGUGGUACAAGCAGGAGUGACAGAACUGAAGGUGAUAGCGGCGAGGGGGAGCGGGAUAGAUCCGAGGAGAUGCCGGAAAAAUGCGAGGAAAAUGAUUCAUUGGGGAAGGCUGAAGAAGCGGACUGGGUAGACGGGAGUGCAGUGGAGGAGGAGGAAAGAGAGGAAGGGGGAAAGGAGGGAAUAGUCGGAGCGGGAGAGGAGGGUAUAGUGGGAGCGAGAGAGGAGGGAGCAGGAGGGGUGGAAGGGGAGGAGCAGCAGCGAGUGGCGCGCGUAUUAGUAGAUCUACAGGCGCUGGUGCUGGUGGGGAAAGACCUCACUGCCACUAUGGAGGAGCUUCUCGUGCUGCUGGUGGCGUUGCUUGGAGGGGAGGAGGGGAGGGGCGCAGGGUGGGAUGGAGGAUUGGCAGGAGGAGGAUUGGGCGAGGGGGAUGCGGAUGAGGGUCUGCAGGAGUUGCUUCGAUCUGACUGGUUCAAAUCGACAGAGUAUUUCACACCGGCACUAGACGCGCUCGCAGCAGGGGCGGCUGUGCUCUUGGUGAUUGACUCAGCACUUGCUGCCAACCCUGCUGUUGCCCGGGGGAUUGCUGCUUACAACAGCGGUGCAAAGCGGUACCAGAGGAAGGGAGGGAGAGGCAGCAGAGGGCAAAGUGAAGAGUUCGAGUUGUCUCUGGCGGAGCUUCAGGGGCUGCUGAUGAUGCUGGAGGCAGCAAUAGGGCCGCAAGGCCAGCAAGGAACCUUCUUCCAGAGUUGGAAGGAGAGUGUAGCCUGGGCGGUGGGCCCUGCCGCACCACCGCUCUCUGCUGCUGCAAGGGGCACAAAGCCAGGAAAGGGGGGCAGGGCGAAGGCUAGUGCGGGGCGGCCACUGCUGAGUGGCAGGGCGCUGUGGCGGCAGCAGCAGAAGUGGCUGCUGCCGCUGGUGGCUCAUUUGAACGCCUUUGCUGAUUCUGCGCUCCAUGCCAUUGCCAGUCACUCUGAGCAGCACAACACGCGCCGCCACUUAGCUGGCUGCAUCGCUCUCUUCCUCUCACUCGCACCCAUAGCAGCAUUGGGAUAUGAGAAGCAACUCAUAAAGGCCACCCCGAGCCUCUUCGAAGCAGUCAAGCUGCAUCCUCUGCUACCUCUGGCCGGACCCCUCCCCCUCUCCGCUUCUCUCCCCCUUCUCCUCGCUCUCCACCUGCCCCCUGCCCUGCUGGCGGUUUCCCCUGCGCCCUUCUCUGCCCUGGAGGAGAGCAAGGGCGGGGGGAAAGCAGGAGCGAAAAGGGCAGGGGGAAAGGGGGAGGUGAAAGGGGGGAAGGCGACUGCGGAGGGGAAGGGGAACGGGGGAGGGAGUGCGCGUGGAGUGAGGGAGGUGUGUGAGGACGUGGUGAGAGGAGCACUGGAUCUAGCCAACGAGGACCUGCCCAGGCUCGCCUCGGCCUUCCCUCCCCUGGCCGCCUCACUCUCUGCAGCUCUCAGGCUCCCCCUCAGCCUGUCUUUGCAGUGCGAGUCGUUGGAGGAGGCGAUGGGGAGUCAAGUGAAGCUGGUGCAGGAGACUCUUGCCAUCACCUGCAACGCGAGGCAUCAGGUCCAGACUCUGCUUGAUCUGCACGCCAGCCUGCGGGUGUCGCUCAAGAGGCGUCAGAUUGUGCUCGUGGCUGCAGUGCUGCAAGCGAUCAAGCAAGUGGAGUCGGCUCUGGCAGCGUGCCUCCCCUCUCUCUCUCUCCACCUACCUCUGUACCAGCAGCACCUGCUGCGACAGCUCAACGCAGCCUUGCUGCCUCUUCAGAUGGAUCAGCUAGCGAAGCUACCCCGGCCGCCUCCCUCCCAGGCACACCCACCAGGAGACGCAGGAGGAGGGAGCGAGGGGAUGGGGAGAGGAGGGGAUGGUGUGGGGGGCGAGGUAGCAGGCCAGUCCUCAUCGUCGGUUGCUGCUCUGCUUGCUUCAGCGCCCCUGCCAGCUGGCUCUCUCUUCCCGUGGAGCAACAGGGCUGCCAUGGAUACGCACAAGAAGCUCCUCAACUCCAUUGCCACUCUUACCAGCAUGCUUCAGCUGACGUGGCAUCAGCUGCCAUCAGAUCACCUCCUCUCCUUUCUCUCGACUGCUUGCUCCCUUAUCCCUCCCAUUGUCGCCCCCGUCCCAUCCUGCCAGCUUCUACUCACUCAACUCCACUUCUCCACACUCCUCCCUUCCCUCUCAUCCUCUUCCUCCUCCUCCUCCCCUUCCACCACCACUGCCUGCUACUUCCUCUCCUCGCGGCCUCAUCUCCUUGCCCCUGCGCUUGCCGCUCUCUACUCUCAGCCGCUCAUCCAACCCAGCUCUCUCCAGUACCUCAUAGACGCUUUCUUGGAUGGGGCCCGGUUGCUCCUGCAGCCGUGUAUGCAGGAACGGCACGGAAAGCAGCCAAAAGAGCAUACGGGGAGAAGGAGCAGCAGCCGAACCGUCUUGCGGGGUGACAUUUACAGUGUGGAGAGUCAACUUGAGGCUGCAUUAGUUCAGUCAUUCCUGCGGCCGCUUACUCGAGACAUUAUCGCCGACCUCCAUCUACACGCCAUUUCCCACUCCGAUUUGCACUCCGCCAAUCCGCGCUUGAACCCCCGCAAGACGGGAGUGCGCAACCUGCUACAGUACCUGCAGCUGCCACCAAUCCGCCUGCUCUCCAGGCAGAUUGACAUACAAGCACACGUGGCACAAGCACUGGAGACCUCUCUUUAUAAUCACACUGCAGCCGCUCCUGCCAACUGGAAGCUGAGCGAGGACGUGAGGCAGUUGGCUGCGAGCAAAUAUCGCCUGCUUCUGCCCCCAAUCGCAAUAGGAGGAGGCCUAGCAUUCAGACUCCACAGCCCCCCUACUUCCCCCUCCUCCACUUCCUCUCCUGCCCUGCCCUUCUCACUCCUCCACCCUCCCUCUCUCGCUGCUAAUCUCCCCUUCUUCGUCUCUGCCUUUUCUUUCGACCUUUCCACCCUGACCUUCCACCAACGGCCCUCCAGUCUUUCCAGCUUCCACGAACCUUCUUUGCCCACCCUCUCCACCUGCCAUGCUGACUCAUCACCGGCGUUCUCCUCCUCGCACGGGCCUCGGUCGCUCACGCUGCGCCAGCUGUCCUCUCUCCUCCAAUCCACGCAUGCCAUGCUGUUCCUCCAGCACGCCGCCACGUCAGCGUGCAAGCUGGUUGCGGGGAAGCUGUCUCACCUGUCUCGGUUGUUCCUGCAUGACAGAGCGCACUCGCUGCUGCUGCAGUCGAUGAAGCAAAUACAGCAACAGCAACAGCAGCAGUUGCAGCAGCAAGGAAAACAACAGCAGGAAAGUCAAGCUACUGGCCUGGCUGGCUCACUCGGAGUGGCUGGUCCUGCCAACAUUGCUGCUGCUGGUACUAGUCCGGGUGGUGGUGGCGGCUCCACUCCAGUUGCUGCUGCUGGCAGGGCGUUGACAAUGGAGGGGGUAGACGAGCUUAAGAAUAAACUCCAGGAGAUUUCAGUGGACCCUGAUUGGCGGGCAGCCAAGCCCGCCCCGAAUGCCAAAACCCACCACACAUCUGCUGUCCCCACAUCGUCCUCAUCAGCAGCGACUGCAGCAUCAGCAGGAGAUAGGGUUGCAGGGAAGAGGAUAGAUGAGAAGAGUGGAAAAGGGAGGGGGGAGGCAGAGAGGCGGCCGUGGGGGGAGGUGGUGGUGGAAGAGGUGAGGGAGCUGGGGGUGGCUCUUGGGUUUGUGCUGGCUGCUGCUACAGCUGCAUCCCACAGUGCGGAGCACACUCUCAGCGCCCUGCCCUCCCACGCUGCAGGGUCACCCCUCCACCGCCUCCUCCUCGCCUCGCCUCUCUCCCACCAACCUCUUCUCCUCCUCUCCUCGCUCUCCAACUCCCUCCGCCCAGCCACGCACACUCAACCCGUGCCACUACUCCAUCUUCUCGUGAACCUCUUUCAAAGGGAGCUUCAAGCCUCGCCUCAUCGCCCCUUCCUCACGCUCCCUGCUGCCAUUCCCCCGCUCUCCCUGCUGCUGGCGUCGAAAAAGCAGCUAGCGCAGCAGAGGCUGGCAGAUGCAGUGGCGGGGGGUGGCAGGGACGGCCGUGUGGGGGAACGCAGGGUUGGUGGUGGGUCUGGUGGGAGUGAGGGAGGGCGAGGAUGGGAGAGAGGAGGAGAGGGUGAGGAGGGAGCAUGGGAGGCACAGGAUGACGACUGGAUGCCUGAUGAUGGAUUCACACUGGGAGUGGCUUUCCUGCUCACGGUGGCAAAUCAGCGCCUUGCCUUUGAGUCAAUGGACUGGUUCUCUCUCGCCCUGCAUCAUCUCUCCUUUCAACGCCAAGCCAUGCCAAUGAACCCUCCUUCCACUCUCACUUCUUCUUCUGCUGCUGCUAGCGGUGGUGGUGGCGGUGGCAGUGGUGGUUUUGCUGGUGCUGCUGGUACUGCUGGUGGUGCAAUGAGUGGCAAAUUAGGAGGCAAAGGAGCAGAUGCAGGGGAGGAUGAUGAGGAGGAGGAGGAAGGAGAGGGCACUGGAGGUGCUGUUGGUGUGACUACUCUCUGGUCCUCUUGGUUCGGAGCCACUGCUGCAUCUGCCGAUCCUGCAGCUUCGAUGCCGGAGCUGUCUCCUGAGCUGACUCACCAGCUUCGGCAGGUUGGUUCUGCUAUAUCCUGA